GUCAGUUGACAAGGUUCUCUCCAUGAGUCACAUUCGGAACCCCCGCCCGGGGACAGGGGCAGCGCGAGCCAAACAGAUGGGGCUGCUCCUGGAUCUGUCUCCGGAUGGAGGAGGAAAUGAAAAAGAGCUAGAGGCGGAGCUACUGGCACUGAUGGGCGGGUCCCAGGGGAAGAAAGGGACAGGAAAAGCUCCAGUUCCCAUGGCUGAUAUCGAGCGUAUGGCGGCUCUGUGUAUGAAGGACCUUGAUGAGGAUGAUGAUGAUGGGGAUGAUGAUCUGGAGGAUGAUGAUGAUCUCCUGGCUGAGCUGAAUGAGGUUUUGGAGGACGAUGAUGAUGAAGAGCUUCAGAAACCUGCCACCACUCCAAGCUCUAACUCCACCCCCCGCUCCACCCCCAGUACUCCUAGUGGUGCAACCGGGCUGGAGGCCUGCCUGGCUGAACGCAUUGACAUGUACCAGACAGCCAUCUCCAAUGCUAAUGCAGAGGGGGAGACCAGCAAGGCUCGCAGAUACGACCGUGGAUUGAAGACGUUGCAGUCCAUGAUGACGUCAGCCAAGAAAGGAAAACCGAUCAACGAAGAGGAAAUCCCGCCUCCUGUCUCCACAGGUGGAAAGCCUGCCCCAGCCCCCGUGCAGCAGCCUAAACCAAUCAAAGAGCGGGGGCUGCCAACCCCAGUGCUGACACCCUCCCCGUUCACCAAUCAGAAGCCACUGAGGGAGGCUCCGCCUGUUGUCCCUCCUCCUAAGCCCCGCCUCCUGGUCCCCCCUCAGAAACACACUGCCGUUACCCCUGAUACACCUGCUAUCUCCCCCCUCACCCCCAUUCAACCAGACGCACGGCACUCAGAGUUGAAGCAGUGUGUUCUAAACAGACAGAGGGAGUAUAAGCUGGCAGCCCUCCACGCCAAGCAGGGAGGAGAGUCAGAACUGGCCAGACAACACUACCACAUCGCCAAGAAACUAGACCCAGUAGUAGAGGCGUUGGACAGAGGGGAACCAGUGGACCUCAGCUCUCUACCUCCCCCUCCAGGAGAUGCAGUGGUAGAGCGUUCAGCUCCUCCCCAGUCUUCCUCCAGGCCCUCCCCUGCAGCUCCCCCUGCAGCUCCCCCGGUGGUCGACUCCGCCCUCCCAGCCCCAGGCAGUGUAGGGGAAGCGUUACAACAGAGGAUGGACAGAUACAAAGCUGCAGCAGAGGGGGCCAAGAGCAAAGGAGACGACCGCAAGGCACGCAUGCACCAGCGCAUCGUCAAGCAAUACCAGGAUGCCAUCAGGUCUCAUAAGGCUGGACGACCAGUCAACCUGGCUGAUCUUCCUGUACCACCAGGCUGUCCUCCGCUGCAGGGCUCAGAGAGCAGCCAGCAGAACUUCAUGGGCGUCCUGGACACGGCCAUGAAACUAGCCAAUCAGGACGUAGACGCGGAGGACGAGGACGGAACAGGGGAAUUGGCCAAGCCUGCAGUGGGAGCUCCAGUCCAGAAAGUCAAAGCCCCGACCCCUCCCACACCAGGAUCUGGAGGCAACACAACACAGGGCUCCAGACUGGGGCUUAAAGCCCAGCAGCAGUUGGACUUCCUGUUGCUGCGGCGACAGGCGUUCGUCCGCGCGGCGCUGCGUUCUAAACAGAUGAAGGACAUGCAGGGAGCGGCGGUCCAUCUCCGACACGCUAAAGGACUGGACCAGAUGAUCAGCGCCACCAAGGGAGGCCUGCCUGUAGACAUCACCAAGGUCCCCAGUGCUCCAGUCAGUGAGGAGGACUACUCUCUGGCUCGGUCUCGUUCCUCUCCUCGCUCCUCAGAGCAAUACAACAGCCUCAUGGAGCUCCUCCGACAGCAGCACCAGAAAUGUCUGGCUUACUCCCAGCAGUUCACUCACAUGGGAAGUGUGGCCGAGACCUCCAGGUUUGAGAAGCUGGCAGAGGAGUGUAUGCAGAACAUUGAGGUGCUGAAGAUGGCCCAUGCCAAGGGCCAACCUGUCCCCAAAUACCACACUGAGGAGAGGACCUUCAACACUGUCAAAAUGUAUCCUGACCUGACAGCCAAUGAGAUGACGCUGUACAUCGUGAAGGGCAUCAAUCUACCUGCUCCCUCAGGAGUCUCUGCCAGUGAUCUGGACACCAGUGUGCGCUUUGAGUUUCCUUUUCCUAGUAUGGAGGAGGCCCAGAGGGAUAAGACCAGUACAGUGAAGAACAGCAACAGUCCAGAGUUUAAAGAGAAGUUUAACCUGAACAUCAACCGUCAACACAGAGGCUUCAAGAGGGUCGUCCAGGCCAAAGGCAUCAAGUUUGACAUCAUCCACAAGGGGGGUCUGUUCAAGGGGGACAAAGUGUUGGGGAACGCUCAGCUGAAGCUGGACUCACUGGAGAACCAAUGUGACAUCAGACAGAUUAUAGAGGUGUUGGAUGGUCGUAAGGCUACGGGGGGUAAGCUGGAGGUGAGGGUGAAGAUUCGGGAGCCGCUGGGAGGAGCACAGCUUCAGAUCACCACAGAGAAAUGGCUGGUCCUCGACCAAUCACCACCCCCGACAGAGAGAGAGAACCCUGACCAAUCACCACCCCCGACAGAGAGAGAACAACAGGGCCCCUCUCCUCGCUCCAAACCAAAGAGUGACAAUGGGAGGAACAAGCAGUCUAACCAGUCCAGCCACUCUCCUCCCCAGUAUAAACUCCACAGUUUCAGUCUAAUGCACUACGAUAAGGAGAGACUGGAGAGACAGAUUGGUGAUUACAGGAAGAGUAGGCGGGAUCCUCCGUCUGACCUGGUACAGCAACACAAGGAGGUCACACACAGGCUGCAGUGGCAGAAAGCCCAGCUAGAGAGAGGCUCCCCUACUCUACUGUUAGAGUAUGAGAAUAUUUUGCAGCGUUUUGCCCAGGGACUUGCUGAGUCAGUGAAGAGGUUUUCCAGCCAAGGCAACAGGGAUGCUGCUAAGGACGCUCUCGGACGGCUGAAGAUGGUGGAGACUGAGUUGGAAUCUCUGAAGAGGAAACGCCUGGUCUAAGAAGAGGAGGACAGAGGGACUGGAGAGUUGGCUGGAGUACUGUUAUGUUA
This is a messenger RNA of Oncorhynchus masou masou (cherry salmon), 3045 nucleotides long. Its product is annotated as coiled-coil and C2 domain-containing protein 1A-like. Gene Ontology annotation, molecular function: RNA polymerase II cis-regulatory region sequence-specific DNA binding; DNA-binding transcription repressor activity, RNA polymerase II-specific. Gene Ontology annotation, cellular component: nucleus. NCBI's taxonomy places the organism in Eukaryota, Metazoa, Chordata, Actinopteri, Salmoniformes, Salmonidae. The record is from RefSeq and is a predicted model, not a curated record. Gene Ontology annotation, biological process: regulation of transcription by RNA polymerase II.